Messenger RNA from Diospyros lotus (date-plum), 3261 nucleotides. RefSeq lists its product as uncharacterized. Gene Ontology annotation, cellular component: mitochondrial inner membrane. The record is from RefSeq and is a predicted model, not a curated record. The coding region runs from base 771 to 2897 and encodes 708 amino acids. NCBI's taxonomy places the organism in Eukaryota, Viridiplantae, Streptophyta, Magnoliopsida, Ericales, Ebenaceae. Gene Ontology annotation, biological process: intracellular monoatomic cation homeostasis. The transcript has 14 exons.
GCUACAAGAGAAAGAGAUGAAGCCGAGAUGAUGCGGAUAAAGAAGAUGAAGAGAGUUCCUAGAUAACUGGAAAAAUUAUAGGAGAUAAGAUUGUGAAGAUAAGUUACCUAAAUAAUAGAGAUAAUGUAAAGUAGUAGAUGUAUCUUAGAAUGGAUAUACCUUUAUAAUGUUUGAAGUUAGGUAGAAUUCUAACUUAAGUAGGAAGCCUUUUGUAUAAGAGAUUGGCCUAUGGUUCAAUUCAAGAUAACGUGGGAUAUUUUUCCUAAGUUCUCUUCAACCUAACAAUUUAGUUAGGUGUUAAAUUCUGUUCCAUAUGCUCGGCCAUGAGGGUUAUGGCUGUAUAUAUAAGUAGCCCACAAUUCUACAGAGCAAUUACCACUACUCCACUACUAGUAACUGCUCCUUAAUUACUACAUAACCUCUUAAAUCACUCCAUAAUUGAGAAUAAUUAGGUAAUAAAAGCAAUAACUAACUACUUCUGCAAAAUAAGUAAAAAUAGAAUUUAAAAAUAACAAGCUGGUCAUGACAUGGGGCUACUUCAAGUUAGAGAAAUCAAGGGAGAGAUUCCAAUCUUCUGAGCCUCAUCUUCUCUCUCAAUUGUGUGAUACUAAAUAUCAAUAUUUUAUCUUGUGGGAUUUUAACAAGAUAAUCAGAAGAUGCCCAAGGAUGGAAUUUUAGAGUAUUAUGUGUGCUUGCAAGCAUAUAGGACUUUCCUUCAAGUUGUGGGCUUAAACAACAGGACAAAGAUUGCGAGUUCCUUCUAGUUAUUGAUGUUGACAAUAAGAAAAUCUUUUGAAUUACAGGGUCGAAAGUUGAGGGCUAGUGCACUUUCCAGAUCAAAUAACAAUGAGAAAGAGCAAGAGAUUUAUUGCCUUUCAAGGAGUAACCUUCCAUGUGGAGCUCUGCGUACUCUCUACUUUUGUUCAUCUCAAGUUCCUCUAACAAGAUGGUUUCUCUCUAGAGCAUUAUCAUUGGCAGUUUCUUCUACUGACUCUAAUCAAACCAAUAGUGAGAGUGUGCCUUUUGUUGCUCCAAUGCAUAGUCCUCAAAUGGAGUUUAAUAAGGUCAAUUGUCUUCUGUGGGUAUUGCAUGAAUCUGCUAGGAGUUUUUCCCUUGCAAUUCAGGCACACGAAUUGACUAGAAAUCACACUGAGCUUGCGAUGGCAUGGGUUGGGGUGGAUGUCCAGGCAUGGCAUAAACGCAUUGCAUAUCAGGUUGCAGUGUAUGCCUUGUUGAAAGCCGUGAUUGAAGUUGAAUUAUUUCUUUCCCAUAAACAUUACAAGAACUCUUCUCCUGUUAAUGAGAUCUUAUCUCCCAUGACAAAUUGUCUUGGGGAGUCCAUUGAAAGUCAGUUGAACAUAAGGCAUCCAAAGUUGGUACAGUGGUUUAGAAUGGUAGAACUACCACGAAUGGCAGGACUGUUCAUCCCCUUAUUCAAGAAGUGGUCUAUGGAAUAUGCACGAAGUGGUGUUGCAGGGAUCAUUCUGGCUAUCAGUUGCUGUGCUGCAGUGAAGAAGUUGGGUUCAGGGCGUGUUUCUUGUUCUUUAUUAUCAGCUUCCAUUGAGGAUAUACUGGCACAUUUGAUGGACUUGUUACACAGUCUUGUUUCACUGGAUAAGUUACACCACUUAGCAAGUGAGGCAGGAUUUGAAGAGGACUUCCUGAUACAUUUUGGUAAAAAGGUUCUACCUGGAAAGAACAUUGAAGAAGUAGAAUUUUGGAUUGGCUUGGUUCAGAAGAAGCUUUCUACAGCAUUCCACAGGGAAAGUGUCAUUUCUGGCAAGCAAAUUUUCUGCGACAAGGUUCAAGAGAAUAGUUUGGCUACUCUUGGCAUCUUUGCAUAUUUGGGAAGGGAGACCAGAUUAUUCUUGUCAGGAAUUGGUAUAAAAGAUUUAGAUGAGAAUGUUAAGGACUUUCUCAGUUACUUGGAAUGUGGUAGCCUCUUUGUUUACCCUGAAUUUUCUUCGCUGUCUGAAUAUCAGCUUUUCAUGGAGGUGGUGACUGAUGAAAUUGAGUGGCUAGACUUUUAUGCAUCAUUUUCUAGCAUAUUCAAUCAAGAGAGGAGGAGGUCCAAACAGCAGGCCAUCCAAGCAGAGAAAGAAACUAUCCUAUAUACUGUUUUAACUGUUUGCUAUGAUGUUUUCUCUGGGUUUGCUCAUGUCAGCAAUUCAACUCAACAACCUUUAGAUGCAAGUUUACUUUCAUUCUUACUUCGGAGUCAGAGUCUGCUAUCCAUCUGUCUGGAGGGAUACUGGGCUGCUCAUGAUAAAUCAAGUGCGCUACUGCGAAUUUCAGAAAGAAUUGUCUCUGACUCAUUGCCUUCCCAAAUAGAAGGCAGAACAAAUCCAUCUGCAAACUCAGAAGUGAAUCCAGAGUCAACUGAUUUAAUAAAAAGUGGCAUUCACCAACAUAGAUCUCAGCUGAUUCAGGAUACCAACUCAGCAGGCUUGGAUCCAAUAACCCUGGGAAAGGUGGGCAGUGCUGCUGAAUCAGAGCCCCUACAUAAGAGUUUGCUCAGAAAAUCCACCAUCAAGCUGAUAUCUACAACUGCUGAUGUGUGGAUGGGUACUCAGUUGCUUUGUAUAGACAUAUUGGAUUCUUUGGAACUUCUCAUGAAGCAGUUGCGUGGCCACAAGGUCACGAAAAGGGAAAGGGGGAAGAUACAAAGAACACUAGCUGAUAUUGCUUCACUUAUCCCAAUUACAAUCCUAAUGCUGCUUCCUGUAUCUGCUGUUGGCCACGCAGCCAUGUUUGCAGCAAUCCAGAAGUACAUGCCGGGCUUGGUCCCAACUCCAUACUCGUCUGAACGGCUGGAUAUUGUCAAACAACUGAAGAGAGCCAAGAAGAUGGAAGUUCAGUCACUCAACAACAUCAAAGAUGAUGCUUCAAACUUGUAAGCAACUCUGGUAAGAUAAUCAAUAUGUAUAAUUAGUAUUACAAAGCAACUGCAUAACCUUGUAACGACGAAGUGGCUUAUAAAUUGAAUUGGUGGUUAUACAUGUAUACAUGAAUAAAUUGAAGGGCGAUGUAGUCAUAUAAAUAUAUUAUAGUCUUAAUUCGAAGCAAUUGAUGGUGGGAAGAAACUGACAAGAAGUUUUAGGCAUGGCCCUUUAACGUGAAGUCGGUUGCUGAACCUUGAAUCUCUAGUACUAAAUAGUUAUUGACCUCCACGUUUAAUUUCCUUUGGCUGAUACUCCCCUAGUACUAAUUGACUUGCAAAUGCAAUUGUAAUUGCUUUUCUACUCCUGUUUACUUAAAACU